Molecule: messenger RNA, 2497 nt
Organism: Micropterus dolomieu (smallmouth bass)
Lineage: Eukaryota; Metazoa; Chordata; Actinopteri; Centrarchiformes; Centrarchidae
Product: collagen alpha-2(XI) chain-like
Exons: 31
Coding region: 243-2384 (713 amino acids)
Molecular function (GO): extracellular matrix structural constituent
Source: RefSeq, a predicted model, not a curated record
GGGUAUGCCUGGACCACAGGGAUACAGAGGACCUCUUGGUGUCCAGGGUAACAUUGGACCAUGGGGUGAGGUUGGGCCUCGUGGCCCUCCAGGUGACCAGGGGUCACAAGGUCCAAUUGGCCCCAUUGGAGUUGCAGGUUACCCAGGUAAAGAUGGACCUCAAGGACCAACUGGAUUAGGUGGUGUCAAAGGAGAUAAGGGAUCCACAGGAGCUUUGGGGCAGGAGGGACUUGCUGGUCUCGAUGGGUCCAGUUGGACUGAGGGGACCUGAGGGGCCAACUGGACAAAGAGGCAUAUCAGGUGACAAGGGGAACACUGGGCCUCCUGGACAGAAAGGACCAAAGGGAGGUGAAGGAAACAGAGGCAACCAAGGGCCACAGGGAGCAAAGGGGCCACAAGGUAAACAGGGAUACAGGGGUGCACCAGGUGACAGAGGAGCACUUGGAGUCCCAGGGCUCAAAGGUGAACCAGGCACCAAAGGUUCUUCAGGCAUGCCUGGACAGUUUGGACCAGGGGGCAACACUGGGGUAGCAGGGACCAAAGGCCAGAAGGGGCUCCAGGGACACACUGGUCCCCCUGGCAGUAUAGGUCCCACCGGACAAAUUGGACCAUCAGCACCAGGUCUGCCAGGCGAGAGAGGUGUGGAGGGCAAAAGUGGAAUCCCUGGACCAAAGGGUAGUCAUGGUGAGAAUGGCAAGCUCGGUCUUCCAGGCAUCAAAGGAGACACGGGCAUUAGAGGUCAAAAGGGUGCAAAAGGAGAACCUGGAACAAGAGGCACAAUGGGGACUUUGGGGAAGAUAGGGUUCAUUGGCACUGCAGGUGCUAAAGGUCAACGUGGACCUGCUGGUCCUCCCGGUCUUCCAGGAACUAAAGGAAUACACGGGCCAAAGGGGAAAAGAGCCCAGCCUGGAAGGAAAGGCGAUAAAGGAGCUACUGGAAAAACUGGAGCUGAAGGCCCGCAGGGUAGACCUGGAGCUGCUGGACGACCUGGAAAACCAGGCCUUAGCGGUUUGGAUGGUUUACUAGGGGUUGAGGGUAAUGAAGGUGAUCCGGGUGAUAAGGGUUUUAGAGGAGCUCCUGGAACAACUGGCAGGCCUGGCAAAAUGGGAAAACUUGGACCACCUGGGAUCAUGGGAAACACUGGGGCACCAGGCUUUAAGGGUAAAGCUGGACACAAAGGAAAGCAAGGGCCCCCUGGACCAAUGGGGCCAAAGGGUAUUCCAGGACUGAGAGGAGAGAAGGGAGAGUCUGGAACUACUGGUCCGAAGGGUCUCCCAGGUGACACAGGAAUACUGGGACCAAUCGGGCCACCUGGGCUAAAGGGGAAUCCUGGUUUGCAGGGGCUCAAAGGUCAGAUAGGUCAAAAAGGAAAGCUGGGGGAUAGCGGUCCUCGUGGUCCACAUGGGCGAAAAGGUUUCCUUGGACUUCCUGGCCAGCUUGGAAAGAAGGGAAUGAAAGGUGUCCAAGGCGGGAAAGGACCAAAGGGAGCAAAGGGAAAACCUGGACCUCCAGGAAAGCCAGGUGCACCAGGCAAGCACAGGCCUACACAAAGACGGAGAUCAGAACCUGAGCCGAAAUCAGGUCAAAGAAAUGAGCACAGACCCCAAACAAGACCCUAUACAAGACUGAAAUUAAAAAAUGUACCAAAAUCCAGACAGACAACCAGCCCUCUGAGGCAAAGGGAAGAGCAACAAAAACAGCCCAGGUUGCUGUCCAGGAGAUGGUCUGAAGGAGAUGAGGCUGAGGAAUCCUUCAGCUGGCCCCAGGGAACCAAAGGCGACCCUGCCACCACCUGCUACGAGCUGGGACUCAUUCACCCACAUCUGAAUGACGGUUAUUUUUACAUGGACCCCAACCAAGGCUGCCCCUACGAUGCUGUGAAGGUAUUCUGUAACUUCACAGCAGGAGGAACAACCUGCAUCGACCCUUUACAGUCACAGAUUAAAUUAGGUUGGGAACCAGAAAAGAAGAAAUCGAAAAUGUCUGUCCAGUGGUUUAGUCAGCAACAUGGAGGAAACAAGUUUGAGUACGCUGGUGUGGACGUCGUCCAGCUGAGGUUUCUGCGGUUACACAGCCACACAUCUUUCCAGCACAUGACUGUCAGCUGUAUAGCAAACAGCUCCAGUACUGCUGACACAACUAAUUCAGCCAAUAAGAUUGUUCACUUCCUUGGAGAUUCUGGCAAAGAAAUAAUUUCACACCUCACCACAGUGUCCAGGAAAGGCAGUGAGGUAGAGGUGGUUGUGAUGGUUCGGGGGAGCAUGGACCUACAUCGUGGUGAUAUGGAGUUACUUCCUGUCAGAGAUUUGGGUGUAGAGAUGAGGUCACUAUCUCCCCCUGUCACUGAGACAACUGUUGUUUUGGGACCCCUCUGCUUCUUGUGACCUAUGAGUAGUGUGUGUGUGUGCGUGUGUGCGUGUGUGUGUGUGUGUGUGUGUGUGUGUGCCUGUGCAAUAUGAAAUAGUGUAAAUAUCUGUUUUAUAUAGAAAGCAGGGAU